This is a messenger RNA of Styela clava, 1742 nucleotides long. Its product is annotated as sialin-like. NCBI's taxonomy places the organism in Eukaryota, Metazoa, Chordata, Ascidiacea, Stolidobranchia, Styelidae. The record is from RefSeq and is a predicted model, not a curated record. Gene Ontology annotation, molecular function: transmembrane transporter activity. Gene Ontology annotation, cellular component: apical plasma membrane. Gene Ontology annotation, biological process: monoatomic anion transport; transmembrane transport.
AACAUGUCUACAAAUACACGAACAAGGAAAAUCAAUACAAAGAAGCAGAAUGCAGUCGAAAAUACUUCAUACGAAAACGAGGAGACUGAAAACACAUCGAUUGGCUGCUAUAUCAAAGCAAGGCAUAUAAUUGUGUUGAUGUCUUUUAUUGCGAAGUUCAACUCAUAUUCGAUGAGAACCAAUCUCAGUGUUGCUGUUGUUGCCAUGGUGAAUCAAACUGACGAAAAUACUUCAAAUAACACAUCUGAUGUUUGUCCUGACCAUGGAAGUUCAGAAAUAGAUGAAAUUGGAGAGAAUGGGUCUUUCAACUGGGAUAUUGGACAAGAAAGUUUGCUUUUAGGAUGCUAUUAUUACGGAUAUAUAAUUUCGAAUUUUGUUGGUGGGUAUUUGGCAAAAAGAUUUGGAAUAAAACUCGUGCUUGGAAUCUCGAUGUUCUUGUCUUCUAUUGUCACAAUAUUAAGUCCUCCGAUUGCUAAAGCCAGUUUCGGACUGUUUGUGGCUGCGAGAACACUACUUGGAGCGCUGCAGGGACCAAUUUCGCCAUCAGUUCAUGCUGCUAUUGGCAAAUGGAUUCCACCGCUGGAACUAACAAAAGCUGUUGCAAUAGCUUCUUCUGGAAAUUGUAUUGGAACACUAGUCACACUCCCCGUAGCCGGAAUAAUAGCAGAUCAACUAGGAUGGGAAGCAGUUUUUUAUAUAACUGGCGGUAUCGCUUUACCAUGCUCAUUGCUAUUGAUUGCUCUCGUUCAUGAUUCACCAUCUGAUCAUCCAAGAAUUUCAGAUGAAGAAAAAUCGUAUAUUGAAAAGACAACGGGGAUAUCUCAAGAGAACUUAUUGCAAUUUCAGGAAAAUGACCAACCCACUCCAUGGAAGUCAAUAUUUACGUCCAUUCCACUUUGGGCCACAACUGUAGGAGUUUUUGCCUGUAAUUGGGCAACGCACACGUACUUGUCGUUACUGCCAACGUACAUGUCAUCAAUACUUCGAUUUAAUCUUGCCGCUAGUGGAACACUGUCUGCCCUUCCUUAUUUGUUGCAAUUCUUGACCUUGCUGGUAGCUGGAUAUUUUUGUGAUAUCAUUCGUCAACGACGUAUCGCAAAAACAGUUACAGUAAGAAAAGUGAAUUCAUUUUUGUCUCUCGUUAUUCCGAGUAUAUUCAUUGUACUAGCCGGCUACAGUGGUUGCAAUGUUGUGGCUGCAGUGAGUUUUUUCAGCAUUUCGGUAGCCUUUCUUGCAUUUAAUGUGACAAGUCAUGAAGCAAAUAUCAUAGAUUUAGCACCAAGAUAUAGUGGAAUAACUUGCGGAGUAAUUAAUGCAAUUGCAAACUUUCCCGGGUUUCUCGCGCCUCAGAUGGCUGGUCUCAUUCUUCUGAACGGGCAAACCAUCCAGCAAUGGCAGUAUGUAUUUUGGAUGUCGGCAGUAGUUGCUACUGUGGGAUUCAUAUUUUUUGCUAUCUUUGGUUCUGGACAAGUACAACCUUGGGCCCUUCUUUCCGAUUGCAAUGAUACUUCAAUUUCCGACAUAGUGUCAUCUAGCAAAGUUUAUGAACGAUCAGAAAAUAUACCUACUUUCAAUAAGAAGGAACCCACAGAUGUUCUGAAUGAUAAACUUUGAAUCUCACGUUUUAUAUCUGGUGCCAGAGGGUAUCGAUAUCCCGCAAGAAAUGACAUGUACUUGAUACUCCUCCAUCAGAUAUAAAUAUAGUCAAAUACGAUAUUUUAUGAGUAGGCCUAUGAUAGUCU